AUGCUCCGAGUCCGUCAUGCUUCGGCGUAUGCAUCUGGAAUUUCAGGCUCAGGCUUCUGGGCGGGUAUGGCGCUUGGCCGUGCCGUCUUGGGAUUCGUGACAGAGCGAUUUGGCGAGAGGCUUUGCCUGUCAAUUUAUCUUGGCAUCUGUCUCGGCCUCCAGUUGCUGUUCUGGCUUGUUCCUCAGUUUGUCGUUUCUGCCGUCGCCGUCGCCUUUCUAGGCUUCUUCUUGGGCCCGAUGUUCCCUGGAGCUGUCAUGGUAACAGCCAAGCUUUUGCCAAAACGCAUCCAUGUCAGUGCCAUUGGGUUUGCCAUGGCGAUGGGAGGCACUGGAGGCACGGUAUUUCCUUUCAUAAUUGGUGCUAUUGCAUCUCACAAGGGUGUUUCCGUCUUGCAGCCCAUUAUUCUGGCGCUCAUUGCUGUGAUCGCCGCAGUUUGGUUGAGCUUUCCUCGCAUUCAGAAGCGGGACUGA
Trichoderma aggressivum f. europaeum is the source of this 471-nucleotide messenger RNA. RefSeq lists its product as uncharacterized. Gene Ontology annotation, cellular component: membrane. NCBI's taxonomy places the organism in Eukaryota, Fungi, Ascomycota, Sordariomycetes, Hypocreales, Hypocreaceae. The transcript has a single exon. The coding region runs from base 1 to 471 and encodes 156 amino acids. Gene Ontology annotation, molecular function: transmembrane transporter activity. The record is from RefSeq and is a predicted model, not a curated record. Gene Ontology annotation, biological process: transmembrane transport.